AUGAUCGUACUGACGGCAUUGUCUGCCUACCUGGCUAUUGCGAGUGCUGGCUCUCCUCGACGACACCAUGGCGGAUACAAAGGCUCUGCUCAAGAUCAACUCACAGUCUCGACCUCGUCUGGUCAUGUCCAUGGAAAGAUCGACCCAGAGCUACCGAAUGUGCGACAGUUUCUGGGUGUCCCCUUUGCACAGCCACCAGUGAAAGACUUACGCUGGAGCGCACCGCAGCCUCUUUCACAACCGGAUGCGCACAUCGAGGCGACUGAAUUGCCUCCAAGUUGCAACCAGUUCCUUUCUAGUACACUCGGCUUUUCUACUGCCGAGAUCCUGGAGUUCAAUCUGCAAGGCUUGAACAAGACUGGCGCAACUUCCGAGGACUGCUUGACCGCCUCAGUUUGGGCGCCGGUCAAUCAGCAGCACGGAUAUGGUUCUCGAAAAGGCAAGAAGGGCGAAGAAGCACUGCCUGUGUUGAUUUACAUCUAUGGCGGCAGCUUCUCAACGGGCGGUCAAGACGUGCCCUACCAAAUCCCUGCACAAUGGGUCGACCGAACUCCAGAUCACAUAGUGGUAUCGUUCAAUUACAGGGUCAAUAUCUUCGGCUUCCCUGGGGCUGAGGGUCUGGACGAUCAGAAUGUCGGACUGUUAGACCAACGACUUGCUGUAGAAUGGGUCAGAGAGAACAUCGCAGCAUUUGGUGGCGAUCCUGAGCAGAUGAUUAUCUUCGGACAGAGUGCAGGAGCAGCUUCCGUCGACUACUACAACCAUGCAUACCCUGAGAAUCCUAUCGUCAAAGGUCUGAUUAUGGAGUCUGGAACCGCACUCAUUCCAAUCGGAGGUGAUCCGACCGGCAUGAGCUUCACUUAUGUCGCGACCCAGCUCGGUUACACAGGUUCUGCAAACGACUCUGCCGCUGUCCUCUCCUACAUGCGCAGCCUCCCAGCCGAUGAGAUCGAGAAUUUCGUCGCAAACCACUCCAACAGUGGUUCAUCACCGGGUCUAUCCUUUGGACCUACCCCAGACGAGAAGUCCGUCUUCGCCAACUACACCGAGCGAGCACUGGCGGGUCACCAAGCCAAGAUCCCAGCGAUCAUCGGUACAAAUGCACAAGAUGGUGUGACCUUGGCACCAUACAACCCCAACGGAACCAAUCUUACUAUUGCAGACGCAGCUUACCUGCGGACAUUUCUCUGUCCAGCCACGCAGACCAUUCACCUUCGCCAGGAGACUGGACGACUGACGUACAGCUACCGCUACGCUGGGAACUUCUCAAACAUUUCGCCGAAGCCAUGGAUCGGAGCAUAUCACUCGGCUGAACUGCCGCUGCUUUUUGGUACACACCCAAACUAUAGGGGAGAGAGCACGGAGCUGGAGUAUCAGACUAGUUGUGCCAUGCAGGAUGCGUGGGUAGCGUUUGCUAAGGAUCCUGAAAGUGGGCUGGAAGGUGAGAACUGGGACGUAUAUGAGAGGUUGGGUUCGCAGGAAGUGAGAGAAUUCGGUGCAGGUGUUGCAGCUCAAGAUGUUAGUGUUGCUCCACUUGAGUCUAUGUGUAAUGGCGCUGUUCCUGCUGAGGCAACAUGA
Messenger RNA from Fulvia fulva, 1578 nucleotides. Its product is annotated as Cholinesterase. Bases 1 to 1578 code for a protein of 525 amino acids. Lineage: Eukaryota; Fungi; Ascomycota; Dothideomycetes; Mycosphaerellales; Mycosphaerellaceae. The record is from RefSeq and is a predicted model, not a curated record. The transcript has 2 exons.